UCUUUGAAAUGAAUCAACCAAACGAAUCGAUUCCCCAAAUGGAUCCUCUCAGCGCUAGAGAGACACAUCGGGGUGUGUGAUCCUCAGCAGAUGCAGAAUUAUUGUAUUAAACAGCCAUCGUUUCAGUGUCUUAACCUUAGAGACACUGCAACCUCGACUGAUUUUCAUAAAGCCAUUAUGAAUUUGUAGUACAAGAAGAAGAAUCAUGUUCGUGAACACGGCAUUAGUCGUUAUUUCUUCACUGAUGGGAUUGCACGUCACAGGGGGCAUCUCUGUGGAUGAUGAAGUUUAUCAGAUACCGCAUCGGCGCAUGGCUAACGGAUUGACUGGCCCUGUAUACCAGCACAUGGGUGUUCUCAGUCAGGAAAAGGCUUUAGGAUUUAAUGGGGAAUUGCUUCAGGCCCAGUCCCGUGGACGGGUGGCUAAACUGAUGCCUGCAGUGUUUCUAGAAUCCCAUUUCCAGAGAACUCCACAGAGGCAAUCAGAUGUCAACUUCCUGCGAAACAUUGACCAUGUGGAGAACAAGCCUGUAUCUGCCCACCAUACGGUCACAAUGGAGGAGAAUGAUAACAUUGAGCUGUAUGUGUCGUCUGUUGGAGCAUCAGAACCUGUGGCUCAUGAGGAAAUGAUCCGAUUGCUCAACAUCAACACCCUUCACCACAGCUCUGGGCCGCUUGCCACCACUGAAGCAUCCACUGAGAAGACUGUUUUCAAAGACCACCAUGAGAAGAACAGCAUUUGGGGUAAAGACGGCUUCUAUGUGCUGGUUAUCUGCCUCACAAUAUUCAUCAUCGUCUUCACCUGUUUAAUGGUGCUUUACCGAAUAAAGGAGAAGGAAUUCUUGGAUCAUCAGCUUAAAGACCCAUCCCCACCCAGCCGGGACGUACAGCUGGCACCCAUCCCUGUUCAUGGUGCUCAGCCCCCUCUGACCCUCAAGAACAGUAUGGUCCAGGCCAACCAGACGUCCAAACCCAGUGCCAUCCAUUCUACCAGCAGCACAAGCUCCCCAUCCUGUAAUAUCAGCAUCCAUCAGACCCAUUCCAGUGUGACAACGUCAGAGCCGCAGUGCCCACCCGGCCACUCUGUGGCUGAGCUCAAACCCACUGUGUCCUCCACACAUUCACCCUUUAGGAUGAAGCCGGUUGCAGGCCUGCAGGAGCGACGGGGAUCUAAUGUCUCGCUGGUGCUGGACAUGAGUGCUUUGGGUUCGGUGGAGCCUUUGAGUAGUGGGGUCGUGACCCCACGAGAGCGUGUAACUCAGGAAUACCUGCAAUCAGCCGGCCGGGUCCUCUCACGACAACAGCUUCGUGACAUCACACUGAACAGACAGAUGCUGCAUGCAGAGUUUGCCGAAAUUCCGAUGAACUUUGUGGAUCAGAAAGAACUGGAUAUCCCAAAUCAUGGAUCAAAGAAUAGAUACAAGACCAUUUUGCCAAAUCCACAUUCCAGAGUUAUUCUGAAGACUAAGAACUCAAACGACCUGCUCAGCAGUUACAUUAAUGCCAACUACAUAAGAGGCUAUCUUAGAGAUGAGAGAGCCUUCAUUGCCACUCAGGGUCCAAUGAUCAACACGGUGAAUGACUUUUGGCAAAUGGUCUGGCAAGAGGACUGCCCUGUCAUCGUCAUGAUUACUAAACUGAAAGAGAAAAAUGAAAAAUGUGUUCUGUACUGGCCUGAGAAGAGGGGGAUCUAUGGAAGGGUGGAGGUCUUUGUUAAUAAUGUGAAGGAAUGUGACCACUAUAUAAUCCGCUCCCUUAUACUAAAGCAAGGAGGCCAGAGUCGUAAAGUGCAGCACUACUGGUAUACUUCAUGGCCAGACCAAAAGACCCCAGAGAGCGCUGGACCCCUGCUGCAGUUAGUGAAUGAUGUUGAAGAGGACAGGAGAGGCUUUACAUACUGUGGGCCGAUUAUUGUACAUUGCAGUGCUGGAAUUGGUCGGACGGGGUGUUUCAUAGCCACAACAAUCGGAUGUCGUCAGUUGGAGCUGGAGGGAGUUGUGGAUGUGCUGGGAAUUGUGUGCCAACUUCGGACAGACAGGGGCGGUAUGAUCCAAACGGAGGAACAAUAUGAAUUUGUGCAUCAUGCCUUGAGUCUCUAUGAAAGCCGCCUUCCUGCAGAGCCUGGACAAUGAACAGCCAGAGGAGCUUCAAUUUUCAUACCAAGAGAUCUGCUAUUGCCAUGAGCUUUCUGAUUCAGGAGAGAAGGCGGCAGAUAAUGUUUGUGAAGAUGGAGCUUUGUGGAAUUUGGUUAUGUGCGUGUCAAGGCAAGGGUUGCACACAUCACAACUCUGGAAGCCGUUAUUGCUGGAAAAUGUAUUUCUUGUCAUAACUUUUCAAUAGCCUCUGCCAUGCUUUUCAAGGCCACUAGUGUUAAGUGUCACUGUACAAGGUCUAGUUCCACUAAAUAAUGCUUUUUUAAAACAGUAUACACAGCAUAAAGACUUUUAUAUUGUUUUCCUUCAUUUUAUCUGAAUAUAGAAUAUAUAAAACACCAACUGGGCAUUUUAAAAAUUCUGAAUUGUCUUCAUGAUGCAGUAUAAAUGAGGUAUUACAAUUCUGUGUAUCAUAAUAUGAUCACCAGAUGUUUCAUUAGAAUACGUCUUUGUUUUUCACUUUUGUACUCAUUGGUCAAGAGUUUGUAGGCGUAUUUUUUCUGCUGAUGCAGAACACAAUUUUAAAAUAUUCAGACUUGUGUUUCCUGUGUUGCUGCUACUGAAUCUACAGUGCCGCAAAAGAAAUGUUUUGUUUGAGCUGCAGUUCGCAGUCUGAAUUGAAUGUUAUGAGAGAGAAAGACUGGAUGCCUCAGAAUUUCUAUUGCGCUGGCGUUGCUGAAUGCACAUAAUGACAAACCAACAGCAAACCCAGAACAAAUGACUUUUAUGAGUGGAUUCCUUUAAAUAACUAACACAUAUGGAAUUCAUGAUCAUUUUAAUUGUUCUAGAGACUCACUAAAUCUGAUAAAUAAUGAAUUUUAAUAAAUAUCUAGUCAUGACCAAAAGAAAUAACAUCACAACACAUUUGGGAAAAAUAUGUAAUUAUAUAAAAUAUCUCAAAUUUAGGAGGUUUUACUUGUGUAUAGAGGUGAAAUAAUUAUUAAAUAUUAUUAAUAAUGCAUACACAGUUUUAGUGUGAAGGUUCAUGUAUCCUGGGACCACAAGGGUUUUGCUGCUAAUACUGCAAUUGUUUAUGGCUUUAGAAAUUAAAUAUGUUGUACGAAAGUGAAUAUUUCUAAUACAUUUUUUUUUUCUAUUGUAUUUAUUAUUAUAAAAAUUAUUGUUACUGUUACCUGAUACUUUUAUAAACUAUGGUUAUUGUCAGUGUGCACUUAUGCUAUAUAUUUUCCACUGUGUGGGCUUAAUGUUAGGCAGUCAGUGACUUUCCUAUUUAUGCUUAAUGAUGAUUAAUGUGAAUUGAAUUCUGUAAAUAAUAACCAUCUAUCAUAAUCACAAUAACGAUAUUAUAAACUGCACAUAUGGAUGCCUCAGCCAGCGAGGGUAGCAGUAUAAGCAACCCAAACUGAUGAUCUGAGCUGUUUUUAUAUGAUACUUUGGUUGUGGUAGAAUCGAUUAGCUCUGUGUAUUGGUACAGUAUGUAUAUUAGAAAUGCAUAACUUGGUCCCGAUAAAACAUUAGAAGUUAUUGGUUAAUGCUAUACAGACAGUUCUUUCCAUUUACAUUGUGUGUUUGGUCCUAUAACAAUGUUAAAUCAUCACCUAAAGCCAUAAUAUCUCAUGUUUACAUUUGUGGCACUGCAAGUUCAUCCAAUAUGCUUAUUCUGUUAUUAAACUCUGUCAUGUGAAAAUGUGUUUUUGUAAAGUGAAACUUUGCCUAGUCAGAAAGCAAAGUACAGGAAUUAUGAUGCUGACUUUAUGGUCAUUACUGCCAAUAAAUGAACCCCGGUUUGUCA
Molecule: messenger RNA, 3905 nt
Organism: Onychostoma macrolepis
Lineage: Eukaryota; Metazoa; Chordata; Actinopteri; Cypriniformes; Cyprinidae
Gene: ptprr
Product: protein tyrosine phosphatase receptor type R
Exons: 13
Coding region: 206-2131 (641 amino acids)
Biological process (GO): protein dephosphorylation
Molecular function (GO): protein tyrosine phosphatase activity
Source: RefSeq, a predicted model, not a curated record